Saccoglossus kowalevskii is the source of this 315-nucleotide messenger RNA. Its product is annotated as growth factor receptor-bound protein 2-like. Gene Ontology annotation, molecular function: protein binding. The record is from RefSeq and is a predicted model, not a curated record. NCBI's taxonomy places the organism in Eukaryota, Metazoa, Hemichordata, Enteropneusta, Harrimaniidae.
AUGGUCAAGCAGGAACAAAAUACGGUGCAAGCAAUGUUCGACUUUGACCCCCAGGAAGAAGGAGAGUUGAGAUUCCGUCGUGGAGAUAUUAUCACAGUUCUUGAUAAGUCAGAUCCAAAUUGGUGGAAAGGACAGUGUCACGGUGUAACAGGAAUGUUCCCUGCUCCUUCAUUUCUUAGUGUAGCUACAAAUGGCCAACAAGAAGAAAAGGAAGCACUCCAAGAAGGGCUUCUCACCUCCUCUGGUUUCAUCCCUAAAGUCCCCUCAGCCUUUCAGGAAUUGCCACCAGGACCUCCCGGGUUGGAACCCCCAUAG